AAGCCAAAUAAAACAUUAUUAUUAUUAUUUUCUCCUAAGAAACCCAACCUUAUGUUUCCCAAAAAGAGCGCCAACAGAACCGAAAGAUCUGUUGAGACAAACACAUUGGAUUAACCCACAACUAAUUUCCUAUCCCAACUCCAAUCUCAACGCGUCAGCAUAUACCUGGCAAUUCUUGCCUGGUCUGUUUUAGGCCUUUAGCAUACCAAAAAUGACCAAAUUACCACUCUGUAAACCCAAAAAUCCUCGUCACCCAUUACGUGGCACACCGUGAUUCGAAGCAUCAACGCAUGCAUCGCACCCGAACAUUCAUCUUCCCUAUAAAAUGCACUCACAUUUUCCAUUAACUUGAAAGAAGACUUUCCAAAACGACCCUAAAAAUUUCCGUUAUUUCUAUUUCCGACCCGUUGGUUUUAAAUUUUGACAUAAUGAGCUCAACAGUGCAUUUUCAUGCAAAGACAGAGAGUGGAUUGUGCUGCCCACCGCCGUUGAAGCUCAACAAGGAUUCCCAUAUCAUCAAGAAAUCUUCGCCGGCGUCGUCGUCUUCCACCACCUCUCGCACGGCGCCCCAACAACAGCAACGUCACGGCCCGGUCAUAAUCUACACGCAUUCCCCAAAGAUCAUUCACACGCACCCCAAGGACUUCAUGUCACUGGUGCAGAAACUCACCGGGUUGUCGCGCGCAGAGGAGGACGAAGGUGUUGUCGUGGGUCGUCGCCAAUGUCAUAGGUCCUCCGAAACAGGUGGUUCUAAUGGUGCUGCUUCGACAACGACGACGGAGGAAGAGGAGGACAGCAUGAAGAGCGGGAGGAUCCUGUUGGGAAAUGAUGACACCGAGUCGUCGUCGGUGAUCACCGAAGAGAACUGCAGCAACGUUGUCGGCGAUGGCAAUGUCAGCCAAGUGAAUUCCUACUUUUUGCCGCCGAUGUUUGAGCCUCCGUUGAACCCAUAUAUGGCCGAUAUACCGGUAUUUACGCCGAAUUCGGCCGAUUUUUUGCCUUACAACCAGCCAUUUUAUGGUUGCACCGAUUCUAUCUUUUACAUGCCUAAUAAUAUGACUAAGGCGAAUGAUUUCUAGGACUACUAAUUUAAGGUUUUUUUUUUUUGUAGUUAAUUUUUAAUAAUCUUGAAUUAAUUAUCAAUUAUUUAUACAUUCAGAUGUUUCAUUUUUUUCAUGAUAGCAAUAAAAGUUCUAUAUCUUCUUU
Molecule: messenger RNA, 1206 nt
Organism: Juglans microcarpa x Juglans regia
Lineage: Eukaryota; Viridiplantae; Streptophyta; Magnoliopsida; Fagales; Juglandaceae
Product: VQ motif-containing protein 20-like
Exons: 1
Coding region: 429-1079 (216 amino acids)
Cellular component (GO): nucleus
Source: RefSeq, a predicted model, not a curated record